This is a messenger RNA of Hipposideros armiger (great roundleaf bat), 2818 nucleotides long. RefSeq names its product solute carrier family 26 member 3 (gene SLC26A3). The transcript is spliced from 21 exons. Gene Ontology annotation, molecular function: secondary active sulfate transmembrane transporter activity. The record is from RefSeq and is a predicted model, not a curated record. Gene Ontology annotation, cellular component: membrane. NCBI's taxonomy places the organism in Eukaryota, Metazoa, Chordata, Mammalia, Chiroptera, Hipposideridae. The coding region runs from base 164 to 2443 and encodes 759 amino acids. Gene Ontology annotation, biological process: sulfate transmembrane transport.
AAAUCCCUUAGAACUGGACUACUUUAUCUCAGAAAUUGUCUGCAGUUGCUGAAGUGCUUCACAGAGUAUGUAUCAGGCAUUUUAACCUGCUAAAGGCAAGAAGAAGGGUUUGCCACAUAGUUCCAAAGGUCUUCCACUUACCACAGCCGUCAGAGAAAGCAAAAUGAUCGAGCCCAUUGGGAAUCAGUACGUUGUGGCCAGGCCCGUAUAUUCUGCAAAUGCUUUUGGGGAAGAACAUAAGAAAAAACACAGAUAUCAUAAGACGUUUCUGGAUCAUCUCAAAGUGUGUUGUAGCUGUUCCACACAGAAGGCCAAGAGAAUUGCCCUGUCUUUGCUCCCCGUAGCCUCUUGGUUGCCAGCAUACCGGGUUAAGGAAUGGCUACUCAGUGACAUUGUUUCUGGAAUCAGCACAGGGCUGGUGUGUGUCCUGCAAGGUUUAGCAUAUGCUUUGCUUGUCACCGUCCCCCCAAGCUAUGGGUUGUAUGCAGCCUUUUUCCCAAUCAUAGUCUACUUUUUCUUGGGCACUUCUAGACACAUAUCUGCGGGUCCAUUUCCAAUUCUGAGUGUCAUGGUGGGAGCAGUGGUUAUGAGAUUAACCUCAACGGCCAGUCCAGAUGCUAUGAAUUCCUCUAAUAGCUCAAUGAAUAAUGACACGUCACUAGAUGAGCAUAAGGUCAUGGUGGCUGCAAUGGUCACAAUUCUUUCUGGAAUCAUGCAGUUGGUCAUGGGGGCUCUGCAGGUGGGAUUCAUGGUGGUGUAUCUGUCUGAAUCCCUAAUUAGUGGCUUCACCACAGCUGCAGCUGUUCACGUUUUGGUUUCCCAACUCAAAUUUAUUCUUCAGCUGGAUGUCAAGACAUACACUGAUCCAUUUUCAAUUUUCAAAAUACUAAAUUCCAUAUUCACACAAAUAGAGAAGACUAAUAUUGCAGACCUUGUGACGUCCUUGACUGUCCUUCUCAUUUUAUGUGUGGUUAAAGAGAUAAAUGAGCGAUACAAAGCCAAACUUCCAGCGCCCAUCCCAAUUGAACUCAUCAUGACUGUGAUCACAACAGGUAUAUCCUAUGGCUUUGACUUCAAAAACAGGUUUAACGUGACUGUGAUUGGGGAGAUGGAAAAAGGAUUUCCGGCCCCUGUUACACCUGACAUGCAGGUUUUCAAAGAGACCAUCGUCGAUAGCUUCAGCAUUGCCAUCGUUGGCUUCGCAGUAGCCUUCUCGGUCGCCAGUGUCUAUUCCCUCAAACACGAUUAUCCAAUUGAUGGCAAUCAGGAGUUAAUAGCUUUGGGGUUAAGUAAUAUAUUCACUGGAUCAUUCAAAGGAUUUGCCUCGAGUACGGCCCUCUCCAGGUCGGCAAUUCAGGAGAGCACUGGAGGCAAAACACAGGUUGCUGGGCUUCUCUCUGCUGUUAUCGUGCUGAUUGUAAUUGUAGCCCUUGGAUUUCUUCUGGAGCCAAUGCAAAAGUCUGUCUUGGCAGCCUUAGCACUUGGAAACUUAAAGGGAAUGCUGAUGCAGUUCACGGAGAUACGAAGACUGUGGCGAAAGGAUAAGUAUGACUGUCUAAUUUGGAUCAUGACCUUCAUCUUUGUCAUUGUCCUGGGACUCGGUUUAGGCCUGGCAGCUAGUGUGGCGUUUCAGCUCCUGACGAUCGUGUUCAGGACCCAAUUUCCAAAAUGCAGCACACUGGCUAACGUUGGAAGGAGCAACAUCUAUAAAAAUAAAAAAGAUUAUUCUGAAAUGUAUGAACACGAAGGAGUGAAAAUUUUCAGAUGUCCAUCUCCUAUUUACUUUGCAAACAUUAAUUUCUUUAGACAGAAACUUAUCGAGGCUGUUGGCUUUAGUCCACUUCGAAUUCUACGCAAGCGCAACAAAGCCGUGAAGAAAAUAAAAAAACUGCAGAAGGCAGGCCUGCUACAAGUGACACCAAAAGGAUUUAUAUAUACCAUUGAUGGCUUGAAAGACUCUGACGAAGAGAUGGACAACAAUCAGAUAGAAGAACUGGAUCAGCCAAUCAAUACCGCGGACCUGCCUUUCCAGAUAGACUGGAAUGCUGAUCUUCCUCUCAAUCUCGAGGUCCCUAAAAUUGACCUGCAUAGCCUUAUUCUGGAUUUUUCAGCAGUGUCAUUUCUUGACGUUUCUUCAAUGAGAGGUCUCAAAAGGAUUUUGCAAGAAUUUAUCAGGAUAAAGGUAGAUGUGUAUAUUGUUGGAACUGAUGAUGAUUUCAUUGAGAAGCUUGCACGGUGUGAAUUUUUUGAUGAGGAAGUAAAGGACUCGAUAUUUUUCUUAACAAUCCAUGAUGCUGUUUUACAUAUUUUGAUGAAGAAGGAUUACAGUACUUCAAAGUUUAAUUCCAGUCAGGCAAAAGAAACAAAAUUUGAUUCUAUCAUAAACACAAAUGGAGGAUUACGUAACAGGGAAUGUAAGGUACCAGAUGAAACAAAAUUCUAAUUAAAAUAUAAUUCAAAGGGAGCCUCAUCUGACUGUCACACAUAGAACAACUUUAUGCCCAGAAGGUUAUUGAUAUCAUGCAUUGUAUGAAGAAUAUUUUUGACAGAAUUAUGUUUCAAACUUUGGAACGAGAUUGUUCUAGCAUGGUAUAUUUUUCACAUAUCUAGUAUAAAAUUAUGUAAAUACUCUUAAUUUUAUAGCUUGUAGAUUUAUCAAAGGAAGAAAAUGUUUUUGUUUAUAUGUAUUUUUAUAGCACUGACAGAUUUCCAUCCAAGUCACUAUCUUCAUGCACGUUUUACAGUGUAUUUACACCACUGCUUUGAAUCUUGUCAUUUAUACUGCCCAUACUUGUAUGUCUCCACUUAAAAAAAAAUU